AUGAAUCAUUUCAUAUUUGUUUUGUUAGUUACUACUAUAUAUUUUGGGACGAAUGAAGCUUGCAAAAAGAAUCAGGUAGUAAUUCAUAACGAACUCGCUCCUGGUAUUGUUCUCGACAUUGGAUGUCGCAAAGACAGUAUAGUGCAUCCACCUACAAGAUUUUACAGUCUAAAGUACAAGGAUCCUUUCUAUAUCAUUGAAUUCGAGGAUAACAAUCAAGUGCCUCAUGAUGAAAAAUGGUAUUGUAUGCUUAGUUACGGGACUAGACCAAAAUAUUGGUAUGAUAUUGAAGUGUAUCGUCAAGGCUAUGCUCCUCGUUGUGGUCAACUACGCUCUUGGAUUGCCAGAACGGAUGGAAUUUGGUUUACAAGAAGAUAUGACAGCCCACCAGGACAUGUUCUCGAUUGGAUGAUUCAGUAA
Molecule: messenger RNA, 420 nt
Organism: Capsella rubella
Lineage: Eukaryota; Viridiplantae; Streptophyta; Magnoliopsida; Brassicales; Brassicaceae
Product: S-protein homolog 25
Exons: 1
Coding region: 1-420 (139 amino acids)
Source: RefSeq, a predicted model, not a curated record